This is a messenger RNA of Lutra lutra (Eurasian river otter), 2988 nucleotides long. It is a transcript of the gene NR4A3, whose product is annotated as nuclear receptor subfamily 4 group A member 3. Gene Ontology annotation, molecular function: zinc ion binding; nuclear receptor activity; RNA polymerase II cis-regulatory region sequence-specific DNA binding. The transcript is spliced from 8 exons. Gene Ontology annotation, cellular component: nucleus; transcription regulator complex. Gene Ontology annotation, biological process: regulation of transcription by RNA polymerase II; cellular response to corticotropin-releasing hormone stimulus. The record is from RefSeq and is a predicted model, not a curated record. Lineage: Eukaryota; Metazoa; Chordata; Mammalia; Carnivora; Mustelidae. The coding region runs from base 705 to 2624 and encodes 639 amino acids.
GAACGCGCUGCCGGGAGAGCGGAGUCUCCUGCCUCCCGCCCCCCACCCCUCCAGCUCCUGCUCCUCCUCCGCUCCCCACACACAGACAAGCUCACACCCGCUCCCUCACUCGCACACACAGACACGCGCGCACACAAGCUCCUCACAUACACUCCACUCUCUCCCGCGCGCUCACACCCCUCUCGCCCUGCGCCCUCGCUGGUGCCGAGCCGCGCGGCAGCCGGACGCCCCUCCUGGACUCACUUUGCAACGCUGACAGCGCCGGCGGUGGCCUUGGAGGUGGGAACUGCGGCGGCAUCCUCCCCCUUGAUCGCGGCCGGAGCCAGGACGCCCGCGGAACCCCUCGCCGGCACUCUCCCAUGAGUCUGGAUCUCAGCAUCCCCUGCCAGACGCUCACCACCUCUGGGAGCCGCUGGGCUUGUACACAGCAGCCCUUCCGGGACAGCAGCUGUGACUCCCCCCCCAGUGAAGAUUUCGGGGCAGCUCUCUAGAAACUCGCUCUAAAGACGGAACCGCCACAGCACUCAAAGCCUCCUGCGGAAGAGCGCAGUUCGGCAAGCCCCGGUCCUGAGCCUGGACCCUCAGCGGAGCCGGGUAGCACUGCCACCGCUUCGCCUCGCCGGACGUCCCCGCCUCCCACCCUCUCAGCCUCCGCUGGAGAGACCCACAGCCCCACCAUUCAGCGCGCAAGAUAUCCUCCAGAUAUGCCCUGCGUGCAAGCCCAGUAUAGCCCUUCGCCUCCAGGUUCCAGUUAUGCAGUGCAGACCUACGGCUCGGAAUACACCACGGAGAUUAUGAACCCCGACUACGCCAAACUGACCAUGGACCUUGGCAGCACUGAGAUCACGGCCACCGCCACCACGUCCCUGCCCAGCUUCAGUACCUUCAUGGAAGGCUAUUCGAGCAACUACGAACUCAAGCCCUCCUGCCUGUACCAAAUGCAGCCAUCGGGGCCACGGCCCCUGAUCAAGAUGGAGGAGGGCCGCGCGCACGACUACCACCAUCACCAUCAUCACCACCAUCACCACCACCACCAGCAGCAGCAGCAACAGCAGCCCCAGCAGCAGCCAUCCAUUCCGCCCCCGUCCGGCCCGGAGGACGAGGUGCUGCCCAGCACCUCCAUGUACUUCAAGCAGUCCCCGCCAUCCACGCCCACCACGCCGGGCUUCCCCCCGCAGGCGGGGGCGCUGUGGGACGACGCGCUGCCCUCGGCGCAAGGUUGCAUCGCUCCGGGCCCGCUGCUGGACCCGCCGAUGAAGGCUGUGCCCACCGUGCCCGGCGCGCGCUUCCCGCUCUUCCACUUCAAGCCCUCGCCGCCGCACCCGCCCGCGCCUAGCCCGGCCGGGGGCCACCACCUGGGCUACGACCCGACGGCCGCCGCCGCGCUCAGCCUGCCGCUGGGAGCCGCAGCCGCCGCCGCCGCCGCCGCCGCUGCCAGCAGCCAGGCCGCCGCGCUCGAGGGCCACCCAUACGGGCUGCCGCUGGCCAAGAGGGCGGCUGCGCUGGCCUUCCCGCCGCUCGGCCUCACGGCCUCCCCCACGGCGUCCAGCUUGCUGGGCGAGAGCCCCAACCUGCCGUCGCCGCCCAACAGGAGCUCGUCGUCGGGCGAGGGCACAUGCGCCGUGUGCGGGGACAACGCCGCCUGCCAGCACUACGGAGUGCGCACCUGCGAGGGCUGCAAGGGCUUCUUCAAGAGAACGGUUCAGAAAAAUGCAAAAUAUGUUUGCCUGGCAAAUAAAAACUGCCCUGUAGACAAGAGACGUCGAAACCGAUGUCAGUACUGUCGAUUUCAGAAGUGUCUCAGUGUUGGCAUGGUUAAAGAAGUUGUCCGUACAGACAGUCUGAAAGGGAGGAGAGGUCGGCUGCCUUCCAAACCAAAGAGCCCAUUACAGCAGGAACCUUCUCAGCCCUCUCCACCUUCUCCUCCGAUCUGUAUGAUGAACGCCCUUGUCCGAGCUUUAACAGACUCAACACCCCGAGAUCUCGAUUACUCCAGAUACUGUCCGGCCGAACAGGCUGCGGCAGGCACAGAUGCUGAGCACGUGCAACAGUUCUACAACCUCCUGACAGCCUCCAUCGAUGUGUCCAGAAGCUGGGCAGAAAAGAUCCCCGGAUUUACUGAUCUCCCCAAAGAAGAUCAGACGUUACUUAUAGAAUCAGCCUUUUUGGAGCUGUUUGUUCUCAGACUUUCCAUCAGGUCAAACACUGCUGAAGAUAAGUUUGUGUUCUGCAAUGGACUUGUCCUGCAUCGACUUCAGUGCCUUCGUGGAUUUGGGGAGUGGCUCGACUCCAUUAAAGACUUUUCCUUAAGUUUGCAGAGCCUGAACCUUGAUAUCCAAGCCUUAGCAUGCCUGUCAGCACUGAGCAUGAUCACAGAACGACAUGGGUUAAAAGAACCAAAGAGAGUGGAGGAGCUAUGCAACAAGAUCACAAGCAGCUUGAAAGACCACCAGAGUAAGGGACAGGCCUUGGAGCCCAGCGAGCCCAAGGUCCUGGGCGCGCUGGUGGAACUGCGCAAGCUCUGCACCCUGGGCCUCCAGCGCAUCUUCUACCUGAAGCUGGAAGACUUGGUGUCUCCACCUUCCAUCAUCGACAAGCUCUUCCUGGACACCCUGCCUUUCUGAACAGGAGCAGCCAGAGCGGGGAGCCACCUCAGUGGCCAGCACCUUCUUGCUAAGCAGCAGAGGAAUGGGUCUGGACACCUACCAUUUUCUGUCCUUCCUUAAGAGGAGAAGCAGCUCCUGUAGAAAAGACUUUUUUUUUUUCCUUUCUGGCACUUUUCCUUACAACCUAAAGCCAGAAAACUUGCAGAGUAUUGUGUUGGGGUUGUGUUUUAUAUUUAGGCUUUGGGGUUGGUGUGGGAGGGGAGGGUAUAGUUCAUGAGGGUUUUCUAAGAAAUUGCUAACAAAGCACUUUUGGACGAUGCUAUCCCAGCAGGAGAAAAAAAAAAAAAAGGAUAAUACAACUGUUUUAAAACUUUUUGGGGAA